Hordeum vulgare subsp. vulgare (domesticated barley) is the source of this 1805-nucleotide messenger RNA. RefSeq names its product pentatricopeptide repeat-containing protein At3g60050-like. Bases 172 to 1677 code for a protein of 501 amino acids. The transcript has a single exon. Lineage: Eukaryota; Viridiplantae; Streptophyta; Magnoliopsida; Poales; Poaceae. The record is from RefSeq and is a predicted model, not a curated record. Gene Ontology annotation, molecular function: protein binding.
CCUCUUGGCGCCGCCGCUCCCGCCUCCUCUUCCCCAAACACCGCCACUCAAACCAUCUCGAGCUAAAGCCCCGCUCCCCGCCAUUGCGGUCGUCACCAUCCUACGAGCUCCAAAUUCCCGCAGUCGCUCGCGGGAGAUGCGUUUGCGCGAGCUCCUGAGUGGUACCUCCUUAUGAUACGGGGCGCUCGCGCACCUCCCUUCCGAGUAGCCCGGCUGUUCUGGCCUUCGCGCCGCCUAUGCGGCGACGAUUCAAGAACCGGUGUCGAGGUGCCCGGCACUGGGCGGCAGGAUGAUGGAUGCAUUCAUGAGGGAGCUGGCGAGACGGGCUUAGAUCCGGCGACCGUUCCGCCCGAAGUCCUCCUCCAAAUGCCGCCGCCGCCGCCGCCCCUGCCCGGCCAGCCGGAGAGCGGCGACUAUGAUGCCGAAAAUUCGUCCUCUGGUUCCGGUUCCAGGCGGAUGCCCCGUGAGGAAUCGAGGCUGGCAGAGAGGAUUCUCAAGGUCCUGCUGCAGGAUGGCCCGGGGUUCAGCGCCCGCCAGGCGCUCGACGAAAUGAACCUGAAGGUGACCAACGAGCUGGUCAGACAGGUGAUGUUCAAGUUUGUUGCGUCUGUUGAUAUUGUCAACCGCGAGAGGUACCCGAGGCUGGCAUACAAGUUCUUCGUGUGGACAGGGCAGCAGGAGGGGUACCGCCAUAACACCAGCAUGUACAACCUCGUUAUGAAGGUCUUUGCUGAGUGCGGGGAGGUUAAGGCGAUGUGGCGGCUGCUUGAGGAGAUGACGGAGAUUGGGCUGCCUGUCUCUGCUCGUACAUUCCACAUUUUGAUAUGCACAUGUGGGCAGGCUGGGUUGAGGCGGAGACUGGUGGAAAGGUUCAUCAAGUCAACUAGUUUCAACUACCGCCCGUUCAGGAGUUCGUUCAAUGCGAUCUUGCACACACUCUUGACGAUAAAACAGUACUCUUUGAUCGAAUGGGUUCACCAGAAAAUGGUAACGGAGGGGCACACUCCUGAUGUAUUGACAUACAAUGUGGUCAUGCGUGCAAAGUAUUUGCUUGGCAAACUGGAUCAGUUCCAUAGAUUGCUUGAUGAGAUGGGAAGGAAUGGGCUUACGCCUGACCUUCAUACUUACAAUCUCUUGCUUCAUGUGCUUGGUAAAGGAGACAAACCGCUUGCAGCUCUCAAUUUACUGAAUUAUAUGAAUGAUGUUGGUUGUGUGCCGAGUGUGCUCCAUUUCACAAACUUGAUAGAUGGUCUUAGCCGUGCUGGUAACCUGGAAGCUUGCAGGUAUUUCUUUGACGAGAUGGUGAAGAAAGGGUGUGAACCGGAUGCUGUCUGCUACACUGUUAUGAUUACGGGCUAUGUGGCAGCGGCAGAAUUUGAGGAAGCUCAGAAGUUGUUUGAUGAUAUGUUGGUGAGGGGGAAGCUUCCAAAUGUGUACACCUACAAUUCAAUGAUACGCGGGCUUUGCAUAGUAGGUGAGUUUGAUAAAGCUUGCUCUAUGCUGAAGGAUAUGGACUUGCACGGAUGCACACCAAACUUCUCGGUGUAUAGUACUUUAGUGUGUAGAUUGCGAAAUGCUGGAAAGGAUUCUGAAGCUAAUCAUGUUAUUAAGUACAUGACAAAGAAGGGCCAAUAUCUUCAUUUGUUGUCGAGGUUUGGGGGAUAUAGAAGAUGCUGAGGUGAGAGGGCCUAUAGUAAAAUGCAGAGUUGCUUGUAAUUUGGUUGUUUCUUAUUCAGAAAGAGAAGUCAUAAGGGAAUAUCCCGUGUAGCCAAUUACACUAUAAUCGUUAUAUACUUUGUGUGUCA